This is a messenger RNA of Ostreobium quekettii, 1092 nucleotides long. Lineage: Eukaryota; Viridiplantae; Chlorophyta; Ulvophyceae; Bryopsidales; Ostreobiaceae. The record is from the annotation of a GenBank genome assembly.
AUGGGCGUCCUGGUCAUGGUCGGCGGCCUGGCCUCGCCGAUGGCCGCGCUGGGCCGCAUGCGUCUCGUCAACCGCCACUGGCGCGACACGAUUGACGACCUGGUCACGUCCCUGCGCCUCACAGACGCCACCCUCCCGGACGGCGACGUGGGGCCGAUCUUCGCGUCCAUGAACUCCAAGUUCCCGCGGUUGCGGCGGAUGGAGCUCAGCGCGCGGCGCCUCGAGGCCGACGAUCUGGGCCACCUGUCGUGCCUGGCGAGGCUCACCGAUCUCCGGCUGUGCUGCGCCCGGGGGGGAUCCCUGGGCCUGCACCACCUCGCCCCGCUCUCACGCCUGGUCUCCCUGACUCUGGUGGUCGGCCGGAUGGGCAACGAUGACGUCGAGCACCUGACGCGCCUGACUGCCCUCACGGCGCUCACGCUGAGCCACUCCUCGCCGCGGCAGCGCCCGCCGGACCCCGUGUCCUGGAUCCUGCGCAGGUCGGUGCCGUUUUCGCGCAUGGCGGGCCCCAUGUCCGCCGCGGGCACCAACAUCGGCAAUGGGGGGAUGGCCCACCUGGGCCGCAUGCCGAGCCUGACAUCGCUGGCGAUGAGCGGCCUGCAGAUCGGCAGCGGCGGGGUGGGCUACCUCUCGCGCGCACUGCGCGUGACCGCCCUCGGGUUGGCCCACACGCAGCUGGGCAACGACAGCAUGGAGUUCCUCUCCAGGAUGAGUCAGCUAACGAGGCUCGACCUGACGGGCACGGAGAUGGGGGGUGAUGGCCAACGGCAGCUGUCGCGGCUGACUCGGCUGCGGUCGCUGAGUCUUCGGGACACGGUGAUCGGUGAUUGGGUUGUCGAGGGCCUGACGGGGCUCACGGACCUCGCCGCAUUGGAUUUGAGCGGAACCGGUGUCGGGGAUAGGGUGUUGGAUUCGCUGGAGGGGAUGGCCAGCCUGACGGCGGUGGGCCUGGGGGGGGCGUGCAUCAGCGGCGAGGGCUGGGCGCGGCUGGCUCGCGGCGGAGGCCUGAGGAGUCUGGGGGCGCCGUUCGGCGGGGUGGGAAGGGGCUGGGAGGAGGGGGAGUGGGUGCAUGGGGAGAGGUCGGAGGGGUGA